CAACAUCUAUAGUUUAAUCCCGAGGACUUCCGAUAAAAUAUCUUUGGAUUUCCAUUGGUUAUAAAUUGUGCCAUCUACAAAAUUCAAAUGGUCAAUGAAAAUGAAUGAAUGAAUUGUAGAAAUGGAUAAACUUGACAAGAAAAGAAGAAGAUCUGUCAGACUUUUAUCUCAAGCAGAUGAGAUAGAAAAAGCUUUGAUAGAUAACUUUGAAGCAAAAUAUGGCAGUGUAUGGAAGGAUUUUUCUCCAGAUUAUGUUUCAUGUAGGAGAAAAUCCAUCACAGGAAGGAGAUCUGGAAUCCAUAAGAAACUUCCUUUGCCUGUAAUAAAUGAUGAUUUGACAACAGAUGAAUUAUCAGUACAUAACAGAUUUGACUCCCCUGAAUUGUUGAGAGCUCCUGACAACUUAUCAGCUGACAACUCCCUUAAUGGAAAAGUGAACACCAGUGCAGUAACACCUAAUUUGAUGGUACCUGAAAAUGAUCAAGAAAGUCUGAAGUUGGAAACUCCAAAAUCGUAUGCAGGUAAACCUGUUAAGGAUUUUAGCAAUACUCCAGAUAAUGUUGAAGUGCCAUUUGAAACAGAGUUUGAAAGUCCUGAUUACCCUGAGGGUAUUUUGAUUGGACAAAAUAAUUAUAUUGAUCUGUGUCAGAGUCCCAUAAUGCCAGAAAGAUAUUCACAGAUGGGAAUUCCGGUCACACCUAAAUACAAGAAAGUUGACAAUGAGUUCAGAACCCCGUGUGCAAUUCUAAAAUUAAAUGAUUCUUUACCAUAUUCCCCAUCACAGCCAGUUUUCUCAACACCAUCACUCAAUUUACCUAAAUCCAAUUCAGAGACACCAUUCUCAUCACACUUUAUUUUUGACCGAGUUGAAAAUAGUUCUGUAUCUUCACCGUCAGAAUCAGAGAUGACAGAAUCUUGUUUAGACAUAUGCUCAGAGACAUCAGAAAAGGAAGAAACAGCGUAUCAGACAGCACCAAAGCAACAACUGUCAUCAAGUAAACUGUCAAAUAAGAAAGUUAACAAGACAGAAAAUUUAGAAACCUCUGGAGAAAAACUUGAGCGGGAAAGAAAAGAGACAUCUACCUUUUUGUCAAUAUGCAAAUCUCUUGCUAGUAAAAUUGUUAAUGUAGUGCGUAAAACUCCUGAAAAUGAUACUGAUAAGCAGACAGAAAAUUUAGAAAAUACAAUUCAAGAUUUUUUUCCAGCUGCUGAAGUUAUUGAUACAUUAGAAGAUAAAACACAUUUGGAUGUAAAUUGUGAGACAAAGUUAGUCUUUGAGUGUGAAAAAGAAAUGGAAAUAUGUGUAUCUGAUAUGCCUGUGAAUAAUACAACAAUUACGAAAAAGAUUGAAGACAAUUUGUUUGACCUGCAUUCUGCAAAUCAUGAUUUGUUUUUGACAGUUAGCAAUAAAUCUGAAAAAUCAAACAAUGACAUCAUUAACAAAUGCAAUAAGAAUGUAAAACUUAAAACACAUGGAAGUUUGGGUAAGGAAACAACUGAAAACGAAGAUGCUGAGUCGAAAGAUACAUUAGAUAUGAUAUCUAGUCAUUGUCAUACUGAAUCACUGUCUGAUAAUAAUAAUGUUAAAUCAUUUACACUGUUGAAGUCUGUUGGUAGUGAAGAAGAGGAAGAAUGUCAUAUCAAAGAUAUAAAUCUUAGAGAUUUUAAUUCAAAUUCUAAACGUAGAGCAGUGUCUGAAAAAGUACAAGAGUCUAAUGUGCAGAAACAUGUUCAUUUACUAUCAAAUGAUGCAAAAUCUGAAAGAGGAGUGGUUACUGAUCAUCAACAAAUCACUGGCCAAAUCUGUUCCCAUGAAACAGUUCAAGAAGGAAAUAAGGCACCAAAGAAAGCUGCCAUAAAAAAGCAGAGUAAAGCAAAAAGGCUAUCCAUCGAUUCACAUAUAUUGCCUGACAUUUCUUCAGGAAAGUUGUCUCAUGAUGCUGAUGCAAAAGAUGAUAAAUUAAAGAAGAAAAAAUCAUCAACAGCUCGUAGAAGAUCAGCUGAUCCAGUUCUGUUAGCUCGCAUGAGUGAAAAAUUUGGUGACAAACCUGGACCAAGCUGGACAAGUGCUAAAAAGUGUGCUGAUGUGGAAGAAGUAAAUGAACAGAAAAAAGACGCCAAUAUUCCUUCCCUAGAAGAGGAAAUACCUAAGAAGAAAAGGGGUAAACCUGCCAAAAGAAAUUCAGAUAUUGGACUUUCUAAACUUAAAAAACAAGACCAGGAUUCUGUAGUAAAAAAAGACAGUACUUGUAAGAUCAAUUCAAUUAGUGACAAAAGUAAAAUAGAAGAUGGUAAGAAUAAAGAUAAUGUAUUGAAAGAUGAUGUACCCAAAAAGAAAAAAGGUCGACCUACUAGAAGGAAAUCUGCUGAUCCAAUUCUGUUGUCUCACAUAAGCAAAGACAUGGUUUGUAAUGAUGAUGGCAUUUGCUCACAGAGGUGUGAAAACAAUGAAGAUACUAAUGAAAUAGAUUCUCAAAACACUGAUAGAAACAGAGCAAACAUUAGUAAUGAGAUUAAAAUAAACAGAAGGAAAGGUCGUACUGCAGGAAAGUUAACGUCUGUUAAAUUGUCUCAGAUCAUUGAGGAAGCUGGUGAUGAUAAAAAUGACAGUGGUAAUAGUAGUCAUGGUAGUGUUGAUAGUGGUAAAGAUUUUGAAAGUUUCAUCAAUGAAAAUGUUACUAGUCAUUGUCUAAAUGAAGUCGACAAAAGGGGAAUAGAAACUGAGCAGUUGACAGUGAAUGAAACAGAAGAUCUUGACAAAAACAUAACAGAAAGGGAAAUUUUACUAAACCAUGUAAAUAGUGCUGACUUUGACAAAAUUCAAGAAUUCCUUUCCAUGGAUGAGGAAAAACCUAUUGUCAAAAGUUCUAAAUCUCGACGUAGAUCUGCUGAUUCUCUUACAUUGUCUGACAGUGUCUCACAUUCUCAGCAGGAUGGAAAUUCUGACAUUCCCUUAAGGAGAACAACAAGAAUUAAAAGACGAUCAAUUGAAAUAUAUCAAGCUGGUGAAAAUUAUCAGAAUAAUGAAUUGGAGAGUUUCUCAGACAGUGCUAAUUCACAAGAAGAAAAUAAUCCUCUAGGGACAAGUGAAAGUUCAUCAGGUGUAAAAGCAAAACCAGCACGAAAACGAAAAAUGAAAGAGGAGAAUGUUGAGGAUCUUUAUAGAAACAAAAAUUAUAAAAGACCUGAUGACAGAGUUUGGGAAACUAUAUUUGAAUGUCCUGAUGAGCUGAAAAAUCCUGACCAGCUUUUAAGUAAGAAGCGCUUUAAAAGGUCAAUUUCUUUUGAGUGUAUAAUGCCAACAAAAAUAAAGAAACGUUCAAAAAAAGCUGUAGAAAAUGGCUGGGAUGCUAAGCGAAGGAAAAAACAACAGCUCCCAGAUGAAUUUGUCAUAGAAAAGCUGGCUGAAUUAGAUAGUAUUUUUAAUAGUUGAUUUCAUUACUUACACAAAUUUAUAUAUCAUUUUGUGAAUGAAAUGCAACUUUAAAUAGAUUAAAGCCAUAAAGAUCUUAUUAAACUUAAGUCCUUUGUUCCUAAGCCAUUUUAUUUUUAUAUUGGGUGCAUGUAUGAACAUGAUUAAUAACCUUAUUUUUACUUCUACUUAUGGGGAGGGGGAUUUUUUAAACUUAUGUAAUGGAUCAGAGGUUAGACCAAAAAAAAAAUAUGUGUUUAUGGUUUCCCAACCAACCCUAAUUUUAAGUGCCAGUUUUCUGAUGAUUUCUUCAAAACUAUUUUAUCAAGAUAUUAGCUGUUGCAACCGCUAACUUAUUUCAUCAAAUUACUGGACAGAAAUGACUCAAAAGUCAAAAUGUGUUAAAAUCACAAUUCUGUUCAUUGACAAACUGCAAAUGAGGCAGUUUGCGUAUGUUAAUAACAGAACAGGAAUUGGACUAAAAAAAAAACUGACCAACCUAUCCUAUACUUUUUUGGAAGGAAAACAUAUUAUUUUUUUGGCCUUAUCAUCAUGAUCAUCAUUUUUAUUAUUUUGCCUGCAAUGAAUGCCAGAAGAAGAGUGACGCGAAUGUUACGUUUCUGGUACAUGUAUAUGGAUACUAUAUUAAAACAAGUAAUAUUUAAUUAUUUACUUUUGAUAAGACCAUUGUUGCUUUAACACCUGUAUGUUUAUUAGAAUUGCAAGCAGUAUACAUUCAGGUCAUUACCAUGAUAACAUUAAUCUAAUACAUAUACAUAUGAAAGUGUUUGCAAUAAUGAAGUUAUACCAUGUAUACAGACUGACUUUAAGGUAUGUUAAUUGGUAUUAUGUUGAUUAAGCACAUACAUGUAUACAUCUAAGUGUAUGAAUUGAUUUUAAGGCAUUUAUGUACAUCUGAUAGGGUUCAUUUGUCCUCAUAUUCAUGGAUCAUUGAUAAUGUUAAUUUUAUGUAAUAUUUGUUGUUUAACCUUUUUCUCGAAGACUUUCAUCAUAAAAUCAAUCAUUGAAAUAGUAAAAAGUAACAAGAACAACUGAAAAUGAAAUUUGAAUAAAAUUUUGAUGUUUUUAUAUUGUAUUGUGCUACCUUGUCAUUUGCUUGUAAUGAUCUAAUACAAUGUUUUUACUUGAAAUACAACAAAAUGCAAAAUAAUCAAGUGAAAUUUAAUGAUAUUGUACCUGGGACCAUUACACUAAAUAUAUUAGUCCUCGAUUGUACAGGCUAGAGCAAAAAGCCAUCAAAUCUUAUUCAUAUAUUUUUGAAAAGUGUAUAGAUCUAAGCCUUAAAAAAAUGUUCAUGUACAUAUGAAAAAUGCAUAAAAAUUGUAAAUAUUAAUGUCAUGAAUACAGUAUUGGUAUAUAUAUACGUACGUAGAUAUUAAAUAAUAGACAAAUA
Molecule: messenger RNA, 4826 nt
Organism: Mytilus californianus (California mussel)
Lineage: Eukaryota; Metazoa; Mollusca; Bivalvia; Mytilida; Mytilidae
Exons: 4
Coding region: 122-3433 (1103 amino acids)
Source: RefSeq, a predicted model, not a curated record